Messenger RNA from Purpureocillium lilacinum, 618 nucleotides. RefSeq lists its product as uncharacterized. Lineage: Eukaryota; Fungi; Ascomycota; Sordariomycetes; Hypocreales; Ophiocordycipitaceae. The record is from RefSeq and is a predicted model, not a curated record.
AUGUGCUUCCACUUCAUCUCCUGGAACGCCUGCCCCGUGUGCUCCACCACGUUCAACAAGCGACGCAAUCUCGUCCCCUGCUGGAACGGCGACAUUGCCUCGCCCCUCUCCUCGUCCUCGUCCUCGUCCUCGUCCUCAUCGUCCUCGUCGUCGUCCACCACCCUGCGCCGCCCCAAGGCCGCCCUCCACGUCCUGCGCCACCACGGCCUCCGCUGCCGCAGCGGCCACUACGCCGAGUCCGAGUCCGAGACGUACACCGACCGGCCCUGCGGGGCGUGCGCCGCCCGCAUCGCGUGGAACAACACCCGCGACAUCGGAAGGGCGCGCCGCGAGCAACAGCAGCAGAUCCAGAACAACCACCAGCAGAUCCAGAACAACCACCAGCAGGACCACCAGCAAGGACGAGAACGGGGACCGCAGCAGGAGCAGCAGGAGGAGCGGGUCGUAGAGCUGGCCUCAUAUGGUGGCGGGCUCGGCGCCGGCACAGACAGGAUGCCGCUCGGCCACGUCGAACUGCGACUGGCGCACGUCGACUAUGUCGUACCGCAGGUCAAGGCCGAGUAUGGCGUAUCGCGGGGGCGGCGCGGCGGCAGGCGGGAGGUUGCCGGCCGUGGUUGA